AUGGUUCCAGCAAACCAUCCUCUCCUCGCUACCCUCGCUGGUGCGUGGUCCUUGGUGAACAAGACAUCGUACUUCCCCAACGGCACCAUCUCACCGCCGUCCAACGACCCGCUGGGCAGCAAGCCCGUGGGCAUCAUCGCCUACACAUCAACGGGGUGGGUGACGAUGAACAGCAUGGCGACGGAGCCCGCACUGCGGCCCGACUGGCUGACCUGGCCGCCCCAGGACAACCAGACCGACGCCGACUGGGCCGUGCUCGGCCGCCACACGUACUCGUACGCCGGGCCCGUGACGGACGUCGUCCCGCGCUACCCGACCGCCGGCUCCCUCGUCCACGGGCCCCUGACCUUCUCCAACAUCCCCGCCCAGGUCGGCACCGCCCAGCACCGCGACUACGAGCUCCUCGACGACGCGAGCUACCUGCAGCUGACGGUCAAGCUCGACACGGGAAACUCCGGGGUCCUGGUCUGGCAUCGGCUGCCGGCAGAGGGCAAUGACGAUGCAUGA
Neoarthrinium moseri is the source of this 507-nucleotide messenger RNA. RefSeq lists its product as uncharacterized. NCBI's taxonomy places the organism in Eukaryota, Fungi, Ascomycota, Sordariomycetes, Amphisphaeriales, Apiosporaceae. The record is from RefSeq and is a predicted model, not a curated record. The transcript has 2 exons. Bases 1 to 507 code for a protein of 168 amino acids.